Prosopis cineraria is the source of this 3000-nucleotide messenger RNA. RefSeq lists its product as uncharacterized. Bases 397 to 2403 code for a protein of 668 amino acids. The transcript is spliced from 4 exons. The record is from RefSeq and is a predicted model, not a curated record. Lineage: Eukaryota; Viridiplantae; Streptophyta; Magnoliopsida; Fabales; Fabaceae.
ACUGAAAAUACAAAGAAAGCAGAUGAGGGGGAGGAGCUCACUGUAAAUCAUCUUUCCUUCUCUCUCUCUCUCUCUCUCUCUCUCUCUCUGCGCUUCUCUUUCUUCUGUCUUACUCAUUAACCCCACACUCUCCGGCACCAUUUAGCGCCUCACCAUUCCAUUCCCCGUGAUCUGUUCAAGAUAUUCCCCUUCACUCUCACUCUCCCGAGGUGAUCUUGCUUUCUCUCUCUCUAUUUUCUACUAUUUUCUCCAUCAUUUCCUUGAUUUGCCACUGCCUUGUAACCUCUAGAUCUCAUUAUUUUUCAUCAGGGAUUUUUCAAUACUAUAUUGACAUUGUCUUGAAGUGGGACUGUAAAAAGAGGGGUUACAUCUAGAAUAGUUCAAUUCUGGAGCAGCAUGGCUGAAAGGAAAUUGAACCUUCAUGCUCCUCUUAUGUCUGUGAGACGUUCUUCUGCUACCUCCCCUUCCUUGACUGAAGCAAAGAAGAAGAUAUUAGAGAAGCGGCACACUCUUCCAAACUACAAAUCAGACUCGAGUUUGGAUCUGGUGACUGAGCCCGUUGCUGUUCCUUUCAAUUGGGAGCAUAUUCCGGGAAGGCGAAAGGGAAACGGUGGAUCUCAACCUGCUCAGCCUCCUAAGGAGGCCACAAUUGCUCCAAGCCCAAGGCUUCCCCCAGGCAAGUCCACAAAUGCUACUAAAAAGCCAGUGGAAAAGGAGAGUAAAGUUACAAACAAAUUCAAGUCAACAAGCAAAUCAAGUUCAUUCAAUGUUAAUGCUGUUAGAUUAGAUUGUGACAGAGAAAGAAAAGAGGAGAAAAGAGUAUCAAAUUUGCAGGCGGAUGAAGAUGAUAAUGACGACAACGACGUUUUCUCUGAUGCCCUUGACAAACUGUCUUUCACAGGAUCAUUCUCCAUGAAUUGUAGUGCUAGUGGUGUGAGUGGAUUAGAUAAUUUUGACGCAAAGAAGUCUGGAACCUUCUCUACAGACCCGCAAACUCGAGACUUCAUGAUGAGCCGCUUCUUACCUGCAGCAAAAGCAAUGACUUUGCAGCCUCCUCAGUAUGCUACAAGAAAGCAUUCUGGACCAUUAGAGCAGCCUCGAGAAAUUAAGAAAUUGGUUCCUGAGGAGAAGAAGCCUUUGCUUAAUAAACAUAUUUCUGCCAUCAUACCGUAUAAUGGUCCGAGUCAAGAGGAAGAAAGUGAAGAUGAAGAUAAAGGUGAUCAUUAUGAAGAAUCAACAGAUAUUUCAGCUAAGGGUUGUGGGUUGAUUCCCCAAUUACGGAUUGGGAAUUCAUUGUGCUCAUCAAAUUCUGUUCCUGGGGUGAAAAUGAGCAACCAGGCUCCAUUGUCUAUCACCUAUGAGGUUGAGAAACCAACCAAAAGCUCUCAGAGACGAUCUUUUAGCCCAGUUCCUGCUGUAAAGAAGGCUUGGGAUGCUAUUUCUAAGAAAAAAUCCAGCUCUAGAGCUGCAUCACCUGAGAAGCAAGAGGUUAGGAAAAAGUGGACUAGUGAGUCGAACAGGUUUAACUACUCGGGUGAAUUGCAGCAGCCAGGUAGGUUAUCUCCCUUCCGACGAUCACGAGCUGCUGCAGCUGGUGUUUCUCCAUGUCGAAGUAAACCUCAGUCACCAUUUCGUGGAGCGACACUGGACCCUAAAGAAGCUGUGAAUAAUCUAUCUGGUCAACUGAGAUUCCUGCAAAAAGGCCAUGUAAACAUUCAGAAGAUGGCAUCUCAAGAAGGCAAGAAGAGCCCCACUGUUGAAAAGACAUUGUACAUAGAUACUGCAAGUACAGUAAAAUUGUCACGUGCAAAUUCAAGUUCUGUAGAUAACACGGGGAAAAUAAACACUGAAAAUUGUUCCAGUACAAAAUCUUCUCAAGAUAUGAAGAAAAUAGAAGCUUUGGAAGGUAAAGGUAUGUCGGAUUCUACAGAUGCCAAAUCUUUGAUUCUUUCAAAUAAGUUAAUUACCAGGCCCCUGUUGGAAUCGCAACAAAAUAGAGCGGAACAACUGGUAAUAAAUAAAAAAUUCCACCGAGAAUAUGCAUCUUCACAAGUUGUACAAGGGAAAACUAGUGAAGAUUCAAAUAUCAACAACCAGCAAAUUGUUGUAGCUGAAAAUUUAGGAAAUGGUAAAGUUGAUUCUGGUCUGUCUCCUCUCCCCCCACCAUUGCCAAAAUCACCUUCCGAGUCCUGGCUUUGGCGUGCUCUGCCUUUAGUUUCUAUAAAGAAUUCAUUCCUGCAUUCAAAUCAGGGUGCUCAGCCGCAUUCUAAAAGGCCGGAUUCUAAUACAGCAUCCAGCAAUUCCAAGUGGGAAACAAUAGUGAAAACUUCGAAUCUGCAUCAUGAUCAUGUGCGAUAUUCUCAGGAACUAACCACAAGAAAAUCUCAGCAUUCGAAGUCAUAAACACGGAACUUGGUGGCCUAUCUUUCACACUAUGGUCCUAGAUUUUUGCGCCCUUUUGUUGGAUCUACUCCUACUACUGCUUUUCCUCAUGAUAUCAUAGGUACUAGGCCACAUUUGGCAUGGCUGAUUAGGUUCUCAUUUUUAUAAGAAAUGUGAGUGCUGGUUUUUCUUUCACUCCGUGCGGGGCUGAGGACUCGGUGUUUUAUUUUCAUCUGUUGACGUAUUACACUCAAGCCCUAGUGACUUUUGUUUUUAUUAUGUUUGUAUAGAGAGAUAUCGAGAUCCUUUUGCUGAUGCAUAGGAAACAAAGCAUUUGGAUUCGUUGCAAGUCUUGGUGGAUCAUAGUUUCUUAACUUGAGAAGAUUGAAACCACCAUUUUUGCUGUGUGUACUAUCACUUUGUUAUCUAGUAUUUUCAUUUCACACUGCUUGCUUAGGUUUAGGUUCCCUCUUUUGGUCCUGAAUCUUCUUGUAUCUGCAAUUUUCAUGUCAACUACACGAAUGAUUGAUGCUACUCAUGCUCAAUUGUUUAUUUAUAUCGGUGUACUUAUCAAAUUGAUUCUGAACUGAGAUGAAUCUAAAGAUAUACUGUCUUGCA